ACCCCUCUCUUUCUAUCUAACUCACCAUUUUUCCUCAGCCGCAGGUGCUCUGCUCUCCACCAUCGCUUCCACCUGCAACCCUUUCCCACCACCGUCUCCCCCCUGCCUUCCGUUUCUCUGGCCACUCCCUCCAUCCUUCGCCUCUCUCGCCACUCAGAAAUGCUAUUUGUUGUCUUUCUGAUGAGGAUCAACUGUCAGCUGUAAACAAUUGAGUCUGGGUGGCAUGUGAUGAUAGCGUAGAGGAAGAUUUUUAAUGGACCUGACCGCUAAAAGGCAUUUGAUUCAUUAUUAAGAUUCAAAAGGUGAAAAACUAUAAAAGAACAGAAAAAGGAAGGAGUAGAUGGAUUUAGCAGACAAGGCCGUGGGGCUGCUGUUAUCGGUAAUCAGCUUGUCAGUUUUCACUUACUAUACAUUCUGGGUGAUCAUACUGCCGUUCGUUGAUACUGAUAAUUUUGUGCACAAGUACUUUUUGCCUCAAGAAUAUGCCAUUCUGAUUCCGGUGUUUGCUCUUGCGGCGCUGCUUUGCUUCCUCUGCAUGUUUGUUGGAUAUGUGAUGCUCAAAUCCAAAAAGAAGAAGGCAUAAUGCAAGAUCUAUAGUGUGUGCUGCAACUACCAUUUUUUUGUCACAUACAGAUAGUUUUAUUGCUGGGUUUCUCUUUUACUUGUAAAUGGAGGAUUUAGAUGAUUGCACUCAGUUCCUGUUAAUUUGGUGAAACCUGAAACUGGUAAUUGUCUUAGAAAAAAAGCUGACAAAUUGCAGAUAAAGAUUAUCUUCAGAUAUUGUUAGCCUGCUCUUGUAAGAGAGCAGUUGGUAUCAUUUUGUUUUGCAAGAUCUAGCAUUUAUCUUUUA
Messenger RNA from Coffea eugenioides, 850 nucleotides. Its product is annotated as dolichol-phosphate mannose synthase subunit 2-like. The transcript has 4 exons. Bases 341 to 583 code for a protein of 80 amino acids. Gene Ontology annotation, biological process: GPI anchor biosynthetic process. Gene Ontology annotation, cellular component: dolichol-phosphate-mannose synthase complex; endoplasmic reticulum membrane. Lineage: Eukaryota; Viridiplantae; Streptophyta; Magnoliopsida; Gentianales; Rubiaceae. The record is from RefSeq and is a predicted model, not a curated record. Gene Ontology annotation, molecular function: enzyme regulator activity.